This is a messenger RNA of Saccoglossus kowalevskii, 1842 nucleotides long. RefSeq lists its product as uncharacterized. The record is from RefSeq and is a predicted model, not a curated record. NCBI's taxonomy places the organism in Eukaryota, Metazoa, Hemichordata, Enteropneusta, Harrimaniidae.
GUACCGGUUUACAUAUUGUAGUCAGAACGAACCCGUGCAUUUAUACAUAGCGAAUGUUAGCGUCGAUAGUCCUGCUAAAUUUCCACGAAAACCAUUACCUGGAGCAAAAAGAUGAGUGACAACAUUGAUGCCAAAUCUGUGAUUCUUGCCUUGGCAACUACAUCAGCAGUUGCCUUAGCAACGAAGCAUCUCGUGAAUCAUUUCUCAAAAAAACGUGAAGAAGGAGAAGAAGAUAAUGCGUUUCCACCCGAGUUCGGACGGAAAAUGAGAGAACAGGAAUUUUUUCUGGAUAAAGAUUCAGCUUUUAUCAAUCAUUGCUCUUGUGGUACCAUUCCUAGGAGAGUUAUGGCCAAACAGAGAUGGUUUGAAGAUGAGGCUGAAAGAACACCUGAUUAUUUCUAUAAACACAGAACUAUUGGCUACUAUGAAGAGGCACUUAAAACCAUUGGUGAUUUUAUUGGUGCCGAUCCUAAAGACAUGGCAUUUUCUAACAAUGUUACAACAGCUAUCAAUGGUGUUUUGAGAUCCAAGAAGUGGCAACCUGGGGAUGCGAUAUUGAUUACAAACUUGACAUACCCCGCUGUCAGUUUUACUACUGUGGAUGUUUCUGAACGUAUGAAAGACGUCAAAAUUGUAAAGGCUGAAAUAAAUUUCCCAAUCAAAAACAAAGAGCAGAUUUUGGAGACAUACAGAGAAGCUCUAGAUGCAAACCCUGGUAUCAAGUUGGCUAUAAUUGAUCACAUUACUAGCUACAUGACACUUGUUAUGCCUGUCAAGGAGUUGGUAGAGUUGUGUCAUAGUCGUGGUGUUGAAGUGAUUAUUGAUGCAGCACAUGCACCAGGCCAACUGAAAUUGAAUGUGACUGAUAUUGGAGCUGACUAUUAUGCUGGAAAUAUUUACAAAUGGUGUUUGUCGGGUCGUUGUGCCUUCCUUUAUGUUGAUCCUAAACACCAGAAAACUGUGAAACCAGUGGUUACAUCAAAUAACUACAGAAAGGAUGGCGGGAAGAGUUCUAUUACCAGGGUACUAGAGAUUAUACCGUCUAUUUAACUGCUGGGGAAGGACUCAAAUUUAUUAAUGACUUAGGGGGUUUGGAUGUUCUGUACUUGUAUAUCACUCCUUUGAUAGAGUGGGCAGCUGAUACGCUGACCAAAGCAUGGAAAACCCAGCGGUUACCCAUUCCGGCAGAUAUGCAGGCACCAUUCAUGAUUGUGAUUGGUUUCCCAUACACAGACAGGCAUCCUAUGACUGGUGAGGGAAGUGUCGCCAUCAUGCGAGAUCUGUGGGAGAAGUACAACAUUCAAUGCCUUGUUAAUGCAGAGAAUGGUCGUUUCUGGUGCCGUCUCACUGGCCACGUUUACAGCACAAAAGAGGAUUUCCUAAGGUUUAGAGAUGCUGUGUUAGAAUAUGUUAAAGAAGAAUAAACUCUUAUAAACUUUGUGGGUAACCAUUCCAUUUUGUUAUCUUGCCAUCUCCUGUUUGGCAGUGAAUGGUUCACUAGUGUUUCAUUGACUAUAUUAUGCUUGGAAACCUGACAUCACCAAAAUAGGGGUUGCCAAGGAGACUACUGAUAACUAUAGAGGGCCAUUGUUACCUACCUUAUUUGAUUUAAAUGUUGGAAAAUGAAAAGGCAGCUCUGUUAAUGUUUAAUCUAUUACUGCACAGUGAGUGUAUCAUUCAUGGUGAUGGUUUCUGUAAUUUAACAUCAUUCAAUAUAAUUAUUUCAAAAAAACCAACCAUUGUUAGAUUUCUAUCUUUAACUUGCCAGAUUUGUCAUGUGAUUCCUCCCAUGGAACAUGGCGAUUAUAACUACAAAUAUUAAAUCCUACAAUUCAUGCCCUC